AUAUUUAGGGGACGUGGGCAUUCUAUCACCUCAUCCUUUAAUCAUCGUCAACAACACCUCUCUUAAAACUUCAAUCCUCUCUGCACUUUCUCUCUCUAGAAAAAACAGAGACCUCUGAGUUUUCAGUUUCAUCAUCUCCGAUGGCCACCUGGGUCUUAUCAGAAUGUGGUUUAAGACCACUCCCUAGACUCUAUCCUAAUCCCACAACAAGAACCUCCACUUCCAGUUUCCCUAGUUCAAUCACAAUUCCCGCAAACAAGAUAUUCCGGCCAAAUUCUUUGGUUACCAGAGGGCGGAGCUGGGCGGUCAAGGUGAGUGCACCGGUGGGUAUCCAGUUUGUAGAUGAAGAUGAAAAAAGAGUGGAUGAGCCUAAAGUAGGAGAAAGUGAGUUCAACCCUGGUGCACCACCACCCUUUUCAUUGGCUGAUAUCAGAGCUGCCAUUCCAAAACAUUGCUGGGUGAAGGACCCAUGGAAGUCAAUGAGUUAUGUGCUGCGGGAUGUGGUGGUGGUUUUCGGGUUGGCGGCGGUGGCAGCCUAUUUUAACAAUAUGGUGGUUUGGCCUCUCUAUUGGUUAGCUCAAGGAACAAUGUUCUGGGCUCUGUUUGUUCUUGGCCAUGAUUGUGGACAUGGAAGCUUUUCUAAUAAUGCAAAACUGAAUAGUGUAGUUGGGCAUCUUCUUCAUUCUUCCAUACUUGUACCUUACCAUGGAUGGAGAAUUAGCCAUAGAACACAUCAUCAGAACCAUGGACAUGUUGAGAAUGAUGAAUCUUGGCAUCCAUUAUCCGAGAAAAUCUAUAGAAGUUUAGACACGGCUACUCGAAUGCUGAGGUUCACUCUACCGUUCCCUAUGCUUGCAUACCCUUUCUAUCUGUGGGGCCGAAGUCCAGGAAAGAAAGGCUCUCACUUUCACCCAGGCAGCGAUUUGUUUCUGCCUAAUGAAAAGAAAGAUGUGAUCACUUCAACAGUUUGUUGGACAGCCAUGGCUGCUCUGCUUGUGGGUUUAUCCUUUGUAAUGGGUCCUCUUCAAGUGUUUAAACUCUAUGGCAUCCCCUAUUGGGGUUUCGUCAUGUGGUUGGAUUUAGUAACUUACUUGCAUCAUCAUGGCCAUGAAGACAAACUCCCAUGGUAUCGUGGCAAGGAAUGGAGUUAUCUAAGAGGAGGACUAACGACACUUGAUCGUGACUAUGGAUGGAUCAACAACAUCCACCAUGACAUAGGAACCCAUGUUAUACAUCAUCUUUUCCCUCAAAUCCCACACUAUAAUUUAAUAGAAGCAACUGAAGCCGCUAAGCCGGUGCUAGGGAAAUAUUACAGGGAACCAAAGAAAUCCUGGCCCCUUCCAUUGCACUUACUUGGACUUCUCGCAAAUAGUAUGAAAAAGGAUCAUUAUGUGAGUGAUGAAGGGGACGUUGUAUACUACCAAACGGACUCCAAGCUCACUGGUGAUUCAAAAUAGUGAAGCCACCAAGAUUCGACAAGAGGAGGGAAGGCUAGAAAUCCUAUAUAAUCUUUUCUUGACUAGAAAUUAGUUCAACAGUUUGUAUAAUAACAUUCUUGGUUGGAAACCCUGUUCUUUUCUCCACAAAAUGGGAGAGGGCAAUUUAUUAUGUUAAUAUUUUGGAUUAUCUUGUAAUACAGGCAGCCAAAAAGUCUUUUUUUAGAGGCAAAGAUAUAAGUAUUGUUAUUGUUGUC
Cynara cardunculus var. scolymus (artichoke) is the source of this 1693-nucleotide messenger RNA. Its product is annotated as omega-3 fatty acid desaturase, chloroplastic. Gene Ontology annotation, biological process: lipid metabolic process. Bases 141 to 1457 code for a protein of 438 amino acids. Lineage: Eukaryota; Viridiplantae; Streptophyta; Magnoliopsida; Asterales; Asteraceae. Gene Ontology annotation, molecular function: oxidoreductase activity, acting on paired donors, with oxidation of a pair of donors resulting in the reduction of molecular oxygen to two molecules of water. The record is from RefSeq and is a predicted model, not a curated record. The transcript has 8 exons.